AAAACUUGCCAAGUCGGAUAACAUGUGCUCUUGUUUUGCAGCCAAAUUUGAAUCAUUUGUAACGCAUAUGUGAUUAAAAUGAGUAUUUAGAUAUGUACAUGGAAUACACAACUUUAUGAUGGAGUAAAAUUAUGGACGAUCGAUUGUGCAACUUCACGAAAUUAUUCAAGAAAAGCAUGUGAGGGUAAUUUGGUGAGACAUGGAUUGAUUUUAAGAAGCAUCAGUUUUACUAAAUCUAAUGCCGGUAAAACAGCCCUUGUAGAAGAAUCCGAAACCUUCAAUUAGAACGAUUUUUAAAAGCCAUUCUGGACAUCCAUCAGCUUUGCAGUACUUAUUAAAAACAGGAAAAUUAAAGUGUUUUCUUCAAGUAAAGCGCCUGACUACAACUUGUACGACACAAAUAGACAUUUUUGGAUAAAUUUCCAGGAUUUAUAGAUUAAUAAUGAAGGUACUAUGAUUUGAUUUAAAAAAGCCAUAUAUAAACCUUGAUACACUACCAAAGCAGGGUCUUGGGACACCAACGUAUCGUAGUUGCAACAUUACUGUAUCAUAUUCUUGUGACAGUAUGAUGGUUCCAGACUGGAUUCUGUGCCUAGACAAAAGACCAUGUGACCGAUCAGCAGAUGACCUAGAUAUAAUCUACACAAGGUUAAAGAACUCAUCAGCAUUUGAAAAAUAUCAUCCGAUCCUGCUUCAACAAAUCUGCUUCUACUGCUAUUAUGAGGAUUUAGAAAAAGGCGUCACAUUGUUCAGACAAGGUGACAUGGGGACCAACUGGUACACUGUUCUAUCAGGGGCUCUGGUUGUACAUAUAUCUGAGACAGGGAAUUCAAAGGAUGCAAUAACGUUAUGUACACUGGGAAGUGGGUCAGCAUUUGGAGAGUCAAUCCUUAACGACACCCCACGACAUGCAACUGUUGUUACCAGUGAUUACUGUGAACUGCUGAGAGUGGAGCAAAAGGACUUCAGAACGCUUUGGGAGAGAAAUAAAAAUUUGGUUGAUGGAGUGCUGACACCUAUACCUGGGUUACCAAAUAAAGAUGUGAAGUCGCUCUGCGGGAACAAUUUAAACAAAGGGAAGAAUCUCGUCAAGAAAACUGAUGGAGGACCUAACCCAGCUGCCCCUAUUACAAAUACUCCCUCUGAAAAACUUGUUCGAGCAAGCAAUAUUCUCCGCACCGUGUUAUUAGCACGCGCUCCACACAUGAUCCGUGACAGGAAGUACCAUUUACGGACAUACAGGAGGUGCAUGGUGGGUACAGAGAUGAUUGAUUGGUUGCUACAACAAAGUUCACAGGUUCAUUCUCGUAACCAAGCAGUCGGAAUGUGGCAGAGUCUUCUCGAAGAGGGCCUCAUUGUGCAUGUAUGCCAUGAACACCAGAUGAAGGAUAAAUAUUUAUUUUAUCGCUUCCUUGUUGAUGAUGAAGGUGUCGGCACCUCUCCUAGUCAUGUGCAGAAGAAAGAGUCCGAGGAUGAGCUGCAGGAUACGUUUAGUUUACUGGCACAAAUCGGUCCUGAUGCUAUGAUGAGAAUGAUCCUGCGCAAAAUACCUGAAGAGCGCAGUGUUGAGGAUCUUGAAAUCAUAUAUGAAGAACUGCUUCACAUCAAGGCCCUUUCUCAUCUUUCGACUAUGGUGAAGCGGGAGCUAGCAUCUGUUCUGGUGUUUGAAUCUCAUGCAAAAUCAGGCACAACUUUAUUCAACCAAGGAGAUGAGGGCAAAUCGUGGUACAUCAUUCUCAAAGGAUCUGUCAAUGUGGUCAUAUAUGGCAAGGGAGUAGUAUGUACCUUACACGAAGGUGAUGAUUUCGGAAAACUGGCUCUUGUAAAUGAUGCACCUCGAGCUGCCACAAUCGUCCUGAAUGAAGAUAACUGUCACUUCCUUCGGGUCGACAAAGAUGAUUUUAACCGUAUUCUUCGUGACGUAGAAGCCAAUACUGUUAGAUUAAAGGAACAUGGUCAAGAUGUGUUGGUACUUGAGAAAAUACCCAUUAACAAAGGAGGCAAUGUUACAACCCACUACAAAUAUUCUGUGAUGGCGGGAACACCUGAUAAGAUGCUGGAACAUCUUUUAGAGACUCGCAUAGAUCAACGUAGUGAAGACCUCACUGAUACGUUUAUGGAAGACUUCCUGUUAACCCAUGUGAUAUUUAUGCCAACCAAUCACCUUUGUCCGACAUUAAUGGCUCAUUAUCAUGCUGAGGCAGGAACCACGCAAGAUUCAGAGCAGGACUCUGGGUAUUAUGGACUUAUAAACAAACGUCGUGUGAUACAUUUUGUUGAAAAUUGGGUGGGAGUGAUUUGUGAUGCAUUUUACGAGGACUCAACUAUUGUGGCAUUUCUCGAGGAACUUCAUAGUGCCGUCACUGCUGAUAGCGCCAGCUAUCCUGCUCUAGCUGGGGAUCUAGACUCACUAGAGAGAAUUAUGCAAGAAAAGAACAGCAUUAAUGACACUGAUGCAAUUUCAUACCACCAUCGUCGCAAUCCAAAGAUCCUUAUAAGGAAAACUUCUCGAGAUAUUCCUGAGCCGUCCAAUAACUUCAGAAAAUGUCUCAAGGCCGGAGAUGAAAACUUAUUCAAAGUAUAUUGUGCCGACCAUACAUACACAACCCUAAAACUCCCGAUGAUCGCAUCAGUUGAUGACAUCAUCAGUCAUGCAGCAGAGAAACUGUGCCUUGGAAAUGACGUUGUACUCUGCGAAGUGAAGUCAACAGGGGAAAGAGUCCUCUUCAAGGAGGAGGAUAUCUGUAUUACUCUAGGACUUUCGAUAAAUGGAAAACUUUUUCUGUCAUCAAAGCAACAUAUAGAUGCAUUGACUCCUCUUCCUGAACAAGAUGGCCCAAGUGAGGGAAGCUCAGGUACAUUUGAGUUACUCAGCUCACGGGAUAUAGCCUACCAAAUGAUGGUUUAUGAUUGGCAGUUAUUUACAUGUAUGCAUGAAUAUGAGCUCAUAUACAAAGUGAUGGGGCGGUCAAAGUUCAACCGGAUCACUGCCAAUUUGGAUAUAUUUCUCCGCCGCUUCAAUGAGAUCCAAUACUGGGUUGUGUCCGAGAUGUGCCUAGCAAGUAAUCUGGGAAAGAGGGUCACACUGCUGAGAAAAUUCAUCAAACUUGCUGCUUACUGCAAGGAAUACCAGAACUUGAACUCAUUCUUUGCCAUUGUUAUGGGCCUUAGCAACAUAGCUGUUAGUAGACUCUCACAGACAUGGGAGAAGCUUCCAAGUAAAUUCAAGAAGAUGUUCUCUGAUUUUGAAACCACAAUGGAUCCAUCACGUAACCAUAGAGUCUACCGAUUGGCUAUCGCAAAGAUGGCGCCCCCUAUGAUUCCAUUCAUGCCCCUUCUCAUGAAAGACAUCACAUUCACCCAUGAAGGAAACAAAACCUACUUUGAUCAUCUAGUCAAUUUCGAAAAAAUGCACAUGAUAUCCCAGACAAUACGCAUCAUCAGACAGUGUCGCAGUAAACCUCUCUCCAUAGAUUCACCUGCAAAUUCCAAAUCUGCACAGGAUGCUGCAAACUAUAUCAGUUCCCUGAAAGUAAUAGACAAUCAGAGGAUUCUUAAUCAACUAUCUCACAGGCUGGAACCUCGGAGAUCAUAGCAGACGGCAUCCUUGCACCCCUAAGAGAAACAUGUCUUGAUCCAAGUCUCUCACAGGCUGGAACCUCAGAGAUCAUAGCAGACAUCACCUUACACCCCUCAGAGAAAUAUUUCUUCA
Molecule: messenger RNA, 3712 nt
Organism: Owenia fusiformis
Lineage: Eukaryota; Metazoa; Annelida; Polychaeta; Sabellida; Oweniidae
Source: the annotation of a GenBank genome assembly